UUGAAGUGACCGGAAAGGCAAUUCUCUUACAGUCCACGGGGUUCUAACACAGCAGUGGAGAGAAGCUGUAACAAAGCGGGAGCAAGAGUUCCCUCAAGGACAGCGAUCUUGGGCGGUCACAGCUGCCAGCUGCAGUUUACCCAGGACGGUGAAAGUUGUGGUCUCCGGGUCUUAUCAGCCAACGGCUGCUUGUUCUUGGAAAGGAAACCUAAAGUCCGUAACACUUAAAAAGAAAGGGGCUGAAGUGGCUGCAAGGGCGGCAGUCUGGCUCCUUUGUCCUCGACUUAAUUAACUCUUACCCUUGGCGAGCCGCGGACCCGGAUUACCCCAUUGCACUCCUUUACGAGCGCACUAACUCACUGCCACAUACCUAGUGCCUGACACAUGGGGGCGCUCAAUAAAUAUUUCUUGGAGAAUCCAGUUGGAUUGCGAGGGGAGAAUUUGCUUAACAAAAAGUUGAGUUAAGCGUCUGUCAGGCGCCGGAAGGAGAGGAAGCAGCACCCGGGACGCUGCCGGAGCCGGCGAGCGCAGUUGGCCCGCGGGCCUCAGCCUUGGGGAAGAUGGCAGAUGAUCAGGAACGUGUUGCAGAGCAGGGGGCUGGCGAUUCCGCACCUCCAGAUGCAGUUGAUGCUAAGCCAGACCGGUCGUCAUUCCUCUCAUCACUCUUAACUAAGAAGAAGAAGAAUGGCUCUACAGGCCCAGCCAGGACCCCCCGGGACCAGGUGCCUGUGUAUCAGUAUAACAUGAAUUUCGAGAAGGUGGGCAAGUGCGUCAUAAUAAACAACAAGAACUUCGACAAAGUGACAGGAAUGGGUGUCCGAAAUGGAACCGACAAAGAUGCUGAGGCCCUUUUCAAGUGUUUCCGAAGCCUGGGUUUUGAUGUGGUUGUUUAUAAUGACUGCACUUGUGCCAAGAUGCAAGAUCUGCUUAAACGAGCUUCUGAGGAGGACCACACCAAUUCAGCCUGCUUCGCCUGCAUCUUGUUAAGCCAUGGAGAGGAAAAUUUAAUUUAUGGAAAAGAUGGCAGUACACCAAUAAAGGAUUUGACAGCCCAUUUUCGGGGCGAUCGAUGCAAAACCCUUUUAGAGAAACCCAAACUCUUCUUCAUUCAGGCUUGCCGAGGGACGGAGCUCGAUGAUGGGAUCCAGGCUGACUCAGGCCCCAUCGGUGACACCGAUGUUAACCCACACUAUAAGAUCCCGGUGGAAGCUGACUUUCUCUUCGCUUAUUCCACGGUUCCAGGCUAUUACUCUUGGAGGAACCCGGGAACAGGUUCCUGGUUUGUGCAGGCUCUCUGCUCCAUCCUGGAGAAGCAUGGCAAAGAGCUGGAGAUCAUGCAGAUCCUCACCAGGGUGAACUACAGCGUGGCCAGGCACUUUGAGUCCCAGUGUGAUGACCCGCGUUUCAACGAGAAGAAGCAGAUCCCAUGCGUGGUCUCCAUGCUCACCAAAGAACUCUACUUCUGCAAGUAACUGUUCCUUCUAGCCCAGAAGCUAGGGGCCAUUUGUGGAUGAGUCAGAUCAUUAUUACUAUUUUGAUGCUCUUGAAAUAUCCAGAAAUGUUGUAAGAUUUUAAUUUCAGAAAACUGUAUUGAUUCAACAGGGAAGAAACAUUCUGGUGCUGAAUUAUGGCCUCUGAAUUUUCAGAGCCUUUUCUUUUUUACUAUGUUAUUCAUUUGAUGACUGUGUAAUUUCCUCUUAAGGUUAAUUUUUCUGUUUGUAUUUCUUUCACUUUGUUAAUUGCACUUAGUACCUGCAACAGAAAUGACCUCAGGAGAAAACUCGUGGCUGUGUCCACUGUAACUGGUGAUAACAUUGGUGGAGUGGAGUCAUAUUGGCACUUGGCAAAACAAAUCUUCACUCUUGACAAAAAACAGCUGAAGAGAUAGUCAUUGGCCUGUAUUGUGUAGUUUGAGUGAUUUUUCAUUGGUUGAGGGCAGAUUGUUAUGCAAGCAUUCCCAGGUAAGUGAGAGGAGGAAACAAUCUAAUGACUCUAACAUAUAUCAGUGAGGAUCCGGUCCAAAAACCAGAAAUCAUUGUAGGUGUUCCCAUAGAGGGAAUUUAAUAUAGGAAAUUGAGUUCAUUGAAGAUUAUUUUUUUUAAGCCAGACAGCAGAAGGCUGUUGGCACUCCUGGGACUGUGAGGACAAUGGGAGAGGGUGUGGUCUCCUGAACCAGCAGCUGGGAUCAGCCACCGAAACUGGGAUGAUGGUGGGGUCUCCCUGAUGGGAGCUAGGACUACUGAGGGAUUGUGCAAAAUGGAGCCAUGGUAAGGGCAAAGCCACUGCCUGUGGUGGUGACAAUGUCAGAGCUGAGUCAGACAUCGAGAAAUACCCUGGCCUUGGGUUUCCUGUCCUCACGUCUUCAGCCGCCAUCUUACCAUUCCAUCCCUGUCUGGCAGCUAGGGACCCUGGGAAAUGUGGUUUCCUGUGAUGCAGAACAGAGCAAGGGCUAGCGAGGCAGCAGAAGAUCAAGGAGUGGAUAUAAGCCUGGCCCAUCAUGUGAACAUAUUACCUUGAUGUUCAGCAAUUCAUCCAUUCAAUCAUUUAUUCAUUAAGUUGUCAGAUAAUCUAACUAUGUGCCAAAAGAGCCAUUUCCACUUCAUGUGCAAAAUAAUUUGUUAUAGUGUUAAAAUAUACUUGGAACUUUUACAAUUAUUCCAAGUAUUAUUCUGAGUAAGUGUUUUUGUUGCCUCUAAUUCUGUGAAGAAGUUUAUAGCAAAGAUUUUGGGCACUUUGUUUUCAAGAUGGUAGUAUCUUUUGAAUUCUUCAUAUUUUAGUGUAUUUUCCUUACCUAGUAACUGGUUAACAAAUGUUCAUAUUUAUCGAUUAAAAUGUGACUGCUUAAUUCCUAA
This is a messenger RNA of Heterocephalus glaber (naked mole-rat), 2852 nucleotides long. The record is from RefSeq and is a predicted model, not a curated record. Lineage: Eukaryota; Metazoa; Chordata; Mammalia; Rodentia; Bathyergidae.